CGGAAACAAUAUUCUGAAACGACCUCCCUUUGCGUACAUUGUGAUUUCAUGUUUUGUUAGCUUAUCUAGCUAGCAGAUGUCCACCGGUUUAACUUAUUUUCAGAUGAAUAUAUGUGCAUAAGACAGUUCAAACGCCACUCCUAGUAAGGGAGGAGGAUGGCACAACGAAUCCCACUUCAGCCGUCCCAGAGGACAGAAGACCUGGAUCAGGAUAAUGAUUCGGACAGGGACUCAGGUGUUGGAGACGAUGCAGGAGAGGAUGGUGACAGUUGCCAUGGAAGCCCAGUAGCAGAAGAUCAGAGAGUCAACGAGCAAGAUGGCAAAGUACAAGACUGUACAGCAGGAGAGGAUUUUACAGUUUUUGUUGCUUUUCAAGGAAAUAUGGAGGAUGAGGACUUCACAGAAAAACUCGAUAGUGUCCUCAGUGGAAUUCCUAACAUGCUUGAUAUGGGCACUGAGAGGCUGCGGCCACAACAUGUGGAGCCAUGGAAUAGCGUACGUGUUACCUUCAACAUUCCUCGGGAUGCUGCUGAGCGACUCAGACUGUUGGCCCAGAACAACCAGCAGCAGCUUAGAGACCUGGGGAUUCUCUCUGUGCAGAUAGAAGGGGAAGGGGCCAUCAAUGUAGCAGCAGGACCAAACAGAGGACAAGAAGUCAGAGUGAAUGGACCAAUUGGAGCACCUGGCCAGAUGAGGAUGGAUGUGGGCUUUCCAGGUCAGCCUGGCCCAGGUGGGGUGAGGAUGGGUAAUCCAGCGAUGGUUCCUCCUGGUCCUGUUAUGGCCGGCCAGGCUAUGGUCCCAGGUGGCAGUGGACAGAUGCACCCUCGAGUUCCAAGACCAUCUUCACAGACAGAUGUAAUGGAUCCAAUGAUGCCUGGUAUGUCGGUUCAGCAACAACAGCAGCUUCAACACCAGCAGCCCGGCCCACAUGCUUCAGGCCCCAUGCCUUCACAGGCUGCACAUCACAUGCAGGCACUGCAGGCUGGACGACCACUCAAUCCUGCAGCACUGCAGCAGCUCCAACAACAGCAUCACCAACAGCAGCAAGCCCAGCAACAAGCUCAACUCUCUCAGCUGGGACCGCGACCACCCUUCAAUCCAUCAGGCCAGAUGGCAGUGCCUCCUGGCUGGAACCAGAUGCCCACUGGGGUCCUCCAGCCUCCAGCUGCCCAAGGAGGCCCUGCCUGGAGGAAGCCCCCACCCCAAGGCCAAAUAGUUCAACGGCCACCGUCGCUUGCUACAGUUCAGACUCCUAGUCACCCUCCACCUCCGUAUCCAUUUGGCAGCCAACAGGCUGGACAAGUAUUCAACACUAUGGGGCAGCCACAGAUACAGCAGCAACAGCAGGCAGGAAUGGGUCAGUUUGCAGCUCCCCAGCCUAAAGGCCCACAGGCUGGACCUGGUGGCGUUGUAGGACCACCAAGACCGCCUCCACCCCUACCACCAACUUCUGGACCACAGGGUAACCUUACUGCCAAGUCCCCUGGCUCCUCGUCUUCUCCCUUUCAGCAGGGUUCACCCGGGACUCCUCCCAUGAUGGCUCAGAGACCUACAACUCCACAGGGUUUUCCACAGGGUGUUGGUUCACCAGGAAGAGCAGCUCUUGGCCAACAGGGUAACAUGCAACAAGGAUUCAUGGGAAUACCCCAGCAUGGACAGCCUGGUGCCCAAGUUCAUCCAGGAAUGGCCAAGCGUCCCAUGGGUUUUCCCAACCCAAAUUUUGUCCAAGGUCAGGUGAGUGCUAGCACUCCAGGAACCCCAGGUGGAGGACCCAAUCAGCAGCUACAGAGCAGUCAGGCAAUGGCUCACUCAGGAGCUCAGCCGUCAGCUUCCACACCAAACUCAAUGCAGGGCCCACCACAUGCUCAAUCCAAUGUUAUGGGUGUCCAGAGUAGUAUGGCAGGUCCGCCCCCAGGUACCACUGCUGGUCCUAGCAUGGGCCAGCAACAACCUGGUCUGCAGACACAGAUGAUGGGCCUCCAGCAUCAGGCCCAGCCCGUGUCUUCCUCCCCCAGCCAGAUGGUUCAAGCCCAGGGUGGAGGUCAGACUGUCCUCUCAAGGCCCCUCAGUCAAGGGCAGAGAGGAGGGAUGACCCCACCCAAGCAAAUGAUGCCUCAGCAAGGCCAGGGGGUGAUGCAUGGGCAGGGUCAGAUGGUUGGAGGCCAAGGGCACCAGGCCAUGCUUCUGCAACAGCAGCAACAACAGCAACAAAACUCUAUGAUGGAACAGAUGGUUGCCAACCAGAUGCAGGGCAAUAAACAGGCUUUUGGAGGCAAGAUUCCAGCUGGGGUCAUGCCUGGCCAGAUGAUGCGUGGCCCCUCUCCAAAUGUUCCAGGUAACAUGGCUCAGUUCCAAGGCCAAGUUGGCCCACAGCAGAUGACUCCACAGCAACAACAGCAAAUGGCUCAACUACAACAACAACAGCUACAGCAGCAGCAACAGCAUCAGUUACAACAGCAACAGCUACAGCAGCAGCAGCAGCAACAACAACAACAACACCCGCAGAUGAACCAGCAACAGCCCCAACAGGUUCCUAUCACUGGCAAUCCUAAUCAAGCCAUGGGCAUGCAUGGACAACAGAUGAGGCUCCCUGCUGGUCAUCCACUUAUCCAACAACAGUUGCAACAGCAGCAGCUACAGCAGCAGAAACAACAGCAACAGGCCAUGUUACAGCAGCAGCAGCAACAGCAGGCAGCUCAGCAACAUGGUCAUCCCCUAGGAGAUCCCAGUGUUGCAGCAGGGGACAUGGGGGUCCAACAGAUGGUCCCAGAUAUGCAGGCACAGCAACAACAAGGCAUGAUGGGGGGCCCUCAGCAUAUGCAGAUGGGAAAUGGCCAUUUUGCGGGUCAUGGCAUGAACUUUAAUCCUCAAUUCCCUGGUCAGAUGCCAAUGGGGGGACCCUGUGGACAACAGAGUGGCUUUCCAGUAAGUAAGGAUGUAACACUGACUAGCCCACUUCUGGUCAACCUGCUGCAAAGCGAUAUCUCAGCCAGUCAGUUUGGGCCUGGAGGAAAACAGGGAGCAGGGGGAGCCAAUCAGGUUAAACCCAAAAAGAAGAAACCUGCACGAAAGAAGAAGCCCAAAGAAGGAGAGGGACAACAGCAAGGAGAGGGACUUGGUGGUCUUGAUGCCACUGGCAUGGAGGACUCUGAUCUGCCAAAUCUAGGUGGUGAACAGAGUUUAGGCUUGGACAACACAGGCCCCAAAAUCCCAGAUUUUGCCAAUAGGCCUGCAGGUUUUCCUGGACAAUCUGCUGAUCAGAGAGUGUUGCAACAAGUACCCAUGCAGUUCAUGCAACAACAACAGCAGCAGCAGCAGCAGCAACAACAGCAUCAACAACAGCAGCAGCAGCAGCAGCAACAGCAACAACAGUUACAGCACAUGCAACAGCAACAGUUACAGCAACAGCAAAUGCAGCAGCAGCAGCAACAACAACAACAAUUACAACAAAUGCAACAGCAGCAAAUACAACAGCAGCAACAGCAAUUACAACAGCAACAGCAGAUGCAGCAGCAGCAGCAACAGCAGCAGCAGCAGCAGCAGCAGAUGCAACAGUUGCAGAUCCAAGGACAACCACAGAUGCACCCUCAUCAGCUUCAGCAACAACCACAGCAACAAGCUCAACAGCCACACCUGCAACAGCAGCAGCAGAUGAUGAUGAUGCUGAAGAUGCAGCAGGAGCAGGCAAAGAAUCGUAUGUCCAUCCCUCCAGGAGGGCAGCUCCCUCCUCGGGGCAUGGCCAAUUCACCUGAGGUGCAGAGGCUGCCUGUCUCACAGCAAGGUAACAUGCCUGUGAUGAUCAGCCUUCAAGGACAUGGAGGUGUGCCACCAUCACCGGACAAAGCUAGAGGGAUGCCACUGAUGGUUAACCCACAGCUUGCAGGUGUAGCCCGAAGAAUGUCCCAUCCUGAUGUUGUGCAGGGUCCCCAAGGUACAGGAUCUGAAGAGUCCACUGCAGGGCCCCACCCCAAGCAGGACAGACCAAGUGGCCCAGAAAUGGGGGUGCAGUCUGGAAAUGGGACACAACAAAUGAUGGCCAAUCAGGGAGCCAACACUCACAUGAUGAAACAAGGCCCUGGUCCAUCACCAAUACCGCAGCACACUGGGGCCAGUCCCCAGCAACAGCUACCUAAUCAGCCUCAACAGGGUGGUCCCUUGCCUAGCCUUCAUUUCCCCAAUGUCCCCACAACCUCACAGAGUUCAAGGCCCAAAACUCCCAACCGAGCCAGUCCUAGACCCUACCACCAUCCCCUCACCCCUACUAAUCGUCCACCAAGUACUGAACCCUCUGAAAUCAACCUUUCACCUGAGAGGUUAAAUGCUUCUAUUGCAGGCCUAUUUCCUCCCAAAAUCAACAUUCCUUUGCCUCCAAGGCAGCCUAACCUGAGCAGGGGAUUUGACCAACAGGGUCUUAACCCAACAACUCUUAAAGCCAUCGGGCAAGCCCCUCCUACUUUAACGCUACCAGGCAGCAACAACGGCAGUGUAGGUGGAAAUAACACUAACAACAAUCAGCAGCCUUUCUCAGGUAGUGGAGCAGGACCUGCAGGUGCUAAACAGGACAAACAGACUGGAGGGCAGGGGAAAAGAGCAAGUCCUAGUAAUAGUCGGAGGUCAAGUCCAGCUUCCAGCCGCAAGUCAGCAACCCCAAGUCCAGGACGGCAAAAGGGGGCAAAGAUGGCCAUCCCAUGCCCUCCCCACCCGCAGCAGUUAGUUAACCCACAGGGGCAAACUAUGAUGCUAAGCCCUACCUCAGUACCCCCAAGUCCAGUAUCUAUGCCUUCACAAGUAAGUGGGGCCACUGAGGCACAGCCGGGCCAGAGCUCCUUCCAUGGGAUGCAAGGCAACCCUGCCGAAGGAGUCAGAGACAGUCAGGUAGCACUGACAACGGAGCAACGGCCGAUGGUUCAGCCCCUGUCACAGCCCCCAUCACAGCCCCAGCCACAGCCUUUAAGGGAGUUAUCAGCCCCCAGAUUGGCCAGUCCUCGUGUUCCCACACCGCAGCAGCCAAAACCUGACACUGAACUGCAAGCGGGUACAGUCGACAGGCAGCCACCGCACGCAGUACACCCUCAAGAUUCUGAAGUCUCACCUGCUAUCAGAGAGCCUCCCACCUCUCUCAACCAGUUAUUGGACAACACAAGUUUGCCGAAUAUAGCUUUUCGGCCUGUACAGAACAAUGCUGUUAGGGAUGGUUUAGGAAAGGGCAGUCCAAAGCGUGCUUUGGAUUCAGAAAGACCCCUCCAUGUUAAUUCACAGAGCUCAGAACGGCCAGCCCCUGUUGCUACUGCUGCCACCAUAAACGAAUCAGAAGCUAAACCGAAACCUGGUGUCCCAGUUCCGUCAAGUAAUCCUAACGUGCAGCCUGCUGCAAUACCAAGCUCACAUCCUCUCACUAAUGUUAGCUCCAGUACCACUCCCAGUCCUAACCAAAACCCUAUGUCCACUCUUGCUGUCAAUCCCAGUGUGAAUGUAAACCCAACAUCUACCUUUUGUCCCAUCCUCAGUACUAACACUAAUACCACCCUGAGUGCAAACCCCAACCCAGUCACUUCCAGUCAGAGCAAUCUUUUUUCAACUGCGAGUGUGAAUUCAAACUCUGGCUCUGCUCAGAAUCAAGUUGGUUCUGCUUUAAAACCAAGCCCUAGUCCUAAACCUGUGACCAGUGUUCACUCAGUCAUUCAAAUCCCAGCCUCUUCUAGUACCAUUUCACCCAGUCAGAUUACUGUAUUUGUCACCUCUAACCCCAUUACCUCUGCCCCCACUCCCCAGGCACCCACAUCCAUGGUCUCCACCAUGGUGGCUGUACCCAACAAGAACAUUAGACCCCAGGAGGUCCGCCAGCAGGCUCCACCCCCACGGUCUCAGUUCAUCACAACUACCCCUGUAUUUAUUAACCCCAUCUUUCAAGUUCCUAAUGCAUCUGUGGCUUCUAAUACCACAGUGGUAUCACAGUCAGUCACCAUGGUGGGACCUAUUCAGGUUUCCACUACUAAUAUUCAACUCUCUCCUGCCCCAAGCUCCACCCAGCCUUCAGGGCCUAACAUGACCACCUCUCUGCCACUUGCCAGAACUGCUGUUGGACAAAUCCAGAUUGCUACUAGUGUACCAUCAUCAACCCCAGUUACUACUCUGCCAUCUCCUCAACAAAUGAAUCCAGGCACCCUUAAAGCAGAGAAUCCUGGUGAGACAGGGUCUGCUCAAAAGUCUAGUCCCCCUCUCCAGCAACCGUCUCGCCAUCCAAGCCCCUCAGCCUCAUCUCCAUUUCAGCCACCCCUGGCUUCCCCCCCUCCCUGCUCUAGUCCUGGGACUGUUAACACCAUCCGAAAGAGCCCCAUGUCUCCAUCCUCUGCUGGCCAGGUGAAAAAUAAACCUGUCAUAGCUGCUGACCCCCAGCAGAGUCCUGCAGAGAGGCCUGCACUUGGACCUACUGUAACUACACAGGCCUUUCAUCCCUCUGCCAGUCCUGCCAUUCAAAUGGAAGCUGCCUCACAUAAUGUCAUUUCACCUGCAGUCUCUUCUUCAGCUCCUGCACAAAUCACAGUUCCUCCUCAGAUUGUUACCCAGGCUCCUGUGCCAGCACCGGUUUCAGUCUCUCGCCCCGCCCAGAUUGUAACCUCUCCAGCUCCUGUUGCCACUGUUGGUGGCACGACUAACAUCACAUCGUCUGCUCCAGUGCUCUCUACUGUCACUCCUGUGCAGAGUCCUUUACCAUCUAUUGUUCCUAUUGUUGCCAUACCUGUACCUGUUCAGGAGGUUCCCCCAACUGCCUCCUCUCCAGCUUCUAACCCUAGUGGAGCUCCACCUACCCAGUCUAACCCCUUAACAGCAGAGUCUCCCGUGGCUCCAGCUCCAGCAGCUGUUGAAGUCACUCAGACCACCACAGCGCCCAUUCAACAGGAAGUUGCGCAGACGGAGGAACCUGCUGCCGUUGAGAAGACUGGUGCAGGUGAAGAGGUCGCAGCAGGUCCUGAGCAGGGAUGGGCAAAGAAAAGAAAGACGCCCAUCAACUUAGUCUCAAGAGUUGCUGUGGAGAAGCCUAAGGGACCGAGCAGACGGAGCUCCCGAGCAGAGAAGGAGGUGGAGGAGGAGCCAGUGGCGGACAGCAGCAGCAGGAAGAGAUCAGCACGGCCUGGAACCAGCGCUGCUGUAAAAGAAACCGGAGCAAGUCCCACCCAGGCCAAAAGAAGGAAGUCUAAAUAGGCACGGCUGAAGUUGUGACAACCUGUGAAUUGUACUGUAAAUGUUUGUGUUUUCGCUGUGAAUCAGUUGAUAUCAUUUUCUUUGUCGCAGAUCAUGAAUUUUUAAUCUGCAGAAGAAAGCAUGUACAGAUUGUUUUAAAAAGAAUUAUCCUAUUGUUUUGUCCCUUCUACUAUGUCCGAUUGUAGUUAGAAUGUGUGCAUAUAGUAUGUGUUUGUGUGAGUGUGCUUUUUAUAUUAAAUGCUGGAUCAAUCAUGUUGAAGAUUGAAAAUGGAGCUUGUCAUGAUGAUUGUAUAAUUAUGUUGUAAAACUGAAUUAAAUUUUCUACUGCUUCGUUUUGUG
Molecule: messenger RNA, 7542 nt
Organism: Sphaeramia orbicularis (orbiculate cardinalfish)
Lineage: Eukaryota; Metazoa; Chordata; Actinopteri; Kurtiformes; Apogonidae
Gene: ncoa6
Product: nuclear receptor coactivator 6
Exons: 18
Coding region: 157-7203 (2348 amino acids)
Biological process (GO): positive regulation of transcription by RNA polymerase II
Cellular component (GO): nucleus; transcription regulator complex; histone methyltransferase complex
Source: RefSeq, a predicted model, not a curated record